AUGAAGAAGAUUUUUUUCUUGUGUACAAUUUUUAUUUUUGCACAUUGUGCUGAUAAGCAAUGCUCAUGUGAAAACUUAAAAUCACAAUUAGAUUGCGAGAAAUUCCCACUCCAAUAUUGUGAGUGGAAGAAUAACAAUUGUGUUGUCUCAAAUGAGAGCACUUUGAAUCCCGUUAUAGAGGGUAAACCCUUUUGCUCUCAAUAUACAUUUCAAAAUGAUUGCUAGAAAGCUUUUAUUUGUUCUAACUGUUAGAACAAAUAAUAAUUUUGUUAGGGAUGUUUAAAAUAGUAUCCCUGCGUUUGGGAAGGAUCGUAAUGCUUGUUCUUUACUGGAUGCACUGUAUAUCCAAAAAAAACCCAUUUAGAAUGCAAUGCAAUAUCAGGAGAAUGUACAUCUGAUCUAACUUAGUGCAUUGAGAUUGGAGAAUGCACUGAGUACAAUACCUAGGAUUCUUGUAAGUAGAAAAAUAUUCAUGGAUAAAUGUGUACAUGGGAUCCUUAGUUGGGUUGCAAAGACCUUAGUUCUUGCUCUGAAAUUUAAAAAGAAUUUUCUACAAGUCAUGAUGCUUGUAACAGUUAAUUGAGUAAAUGCACAGUAAACAAUAAUGCUUAGUGCAUCGAUUUAUUUACAGAAUGUGGAGAUUAUACAUUUGAAGAUUAAUGUAAAUUGACGUCAUCUAAAGUUUAAUGUACAUGGUCAAAUAACGCUUGUAGAGAAACAACUUGUGAAGAUGCUCCAUUAAGUUAUGAUUCAUCUGGUAGAUGUUAGCUAUUUAUGCUUAACUGUAUAGCUAAAAGUGGAGGAGGAUGCUAGUAGAUAAUCUACUGUUAAGAUUUAAAAAACUAAAGUGAUUGUCUAAACAAAUUAGAUGUAAGUGGAAAACCAUGCUAUUGGGUAGUUAACUAAAGUUAAUGUGUAUUGCAUGAAUGUGAAAAAGCUCCCUUAGAUUAUCAAACCAAUAAGCAAUGUUAAUCAUUUAAAAGUGAUUGUAUUGCUAAUGAAGGGAGUGGAUGUAAAUAAAAUAAAGGUUGCAGUGCCAUUACAACUUAAUUGGAAUGUAAUACAAAUAAGAGUGCUGAAGGAAAGGAUUGUAUGUGGGAGGAAGUAUGUAUAGAGAAAACCUGUGAAAAUGCAUCUACAAAAUUAACUACACAUGAGUAAUGUGAAAAAUUUUUGUUUGAAUGUACUACUGAUUAUGGAUAAGGCUGUUAAUAAAAAACAUGUAAGAAUGCUCCAGAUACAAUGAAAACAAAUGAAGAUUGUGAAAGAUAUCUUCCUGAUAAUCAUUGUAUCACUAGAAGUGGAGGUGGAUGUGUAAAAAAUGAUUCAUGUUCCAAAGUCAGUGUAGCUAUUGCUUGUGUGAAAGAUAUUAAUGGAUCUGAUUGUUAAUGGUAUGAAGCAACUGAUGUGUGCAUUACUAAAUAAUGCAAUAAAGCCCCAACAACAAUCAAUACUUAAGCAAAAUGUGAAGCAUUUUGGUUUAAAUGCUAAGUUAAUGCAUCCGGAACUGGUUGUGAAGACAAGAUCUGUGAAAACUAUUAAUAGGAAAGUAAAUGUAAGAGUUAAUUGGAUUUUUAUGGUAGAAGUUGUUCAUGGAGAAAUAAAUGUAUUGAAAAAACCUGUGAAAGUGCAUCAGAUGAUAUAAAAACACAUGAAGAUUGUAACAAUUAUUUAAGUACUUGUACUUUAUCUUUAAUUGGUAAAGGAUGCAUGUCACUUCCUUUAAAAUGUGAAAUGAUCCUUUUGGAAGAAGGAUGUCGAUUAAGGUCAUCUAUUGGUUUAAAUAAUGUUGUUGGAACAAAGGAAUGUGCAUGGAAAGGUAAUAAAUGUUAGGAUAAGACAUGUUAUACAGCACCAAUUACUAGAGACUCAAAUAUAGCAUGCCAAGAGUAUAUGAAAGGAUGCUAUGUUAACAAUGAAAGGAAAGGAUGUUGGAUUUUGCCAGAGUGUAGCUAAAGAGCACUCUAAGAAACAUGUGAAAUUAGUGGCAAUAAUGAUUGUGUUUGGGAUCAAGGAAAUUCAAAAUGCUUAGUAAAAAAUUGUGUUUCAACUCUGUAUAGUAGUGAUAGAGCUAACUACAUAACAAUUUAGAGUUGCAAACAAUACAAAUUGAAUGCAGCCAAUUGUCCUAAACCAGACGGUAUAGGUUGCUGUACUUUAAAUGAUUAGGGUUUAGGAUGUAUGAAAAAACCAGAUACUUGUUCUUAAUUAAAAACGUAAAAGAAUUGUGGUGAGAAUGCUAUAUCCACUGAUGAAGAUUGUAUAUGGACAGGAGAGGCAUGUGUGGCUAAAUCAUGUACUGCUUUAAAUUUGAAGAUCUACAAUUAAGUUUACAGUCAUACAAAUUGUUAUUCUUAUUCUUUCUAAUCUUGCACAGUCAAUGAAAAUGCAACUGCUUGUAUACCCUUAAAAUCAAGCUGUUCAUUGUAUUUGCCUAAUGACUAAUGUAAGAAAGAUUCUAAUGGCAAUGAUUGUGCUCUCAGAUUUAAUUCUGCCUCUAAAAUAUUAUCUUGUGAUUUAGAGAAAUGUAUAGAUAAGACAUCUAAGACUUUUAAUUCUUUUGCUGCUUGUCAAGGCUACAAUGAAACAUGUACUGUAAUUGCCAGAGUAAAUGGAAAAGGUUGCGUUGACAGAUAAUAAUAUUGUUUCAAUUAUAAGAAUCAGGAAUAAUGCUACAAGAAUUUGGCAUAAUAAAAAUGCAUAUGGAACGACUCAAGAUGUUGGGAUUAUGAUAAAGUUGAAUGUUCAUAGCUAAAAUUAAAUAAUUAUUCAACAUAAACUUGUGAAGAUGUUGUUACUUAUUGCAAAGCUAAUUCAGAUAACACAGGAUGUAUUAUAAAAACAUGUGUUGAUUAUAACACUUAAACUGGAAAAAUUGGAGGACCAUAAGUCUUAUUAUUGAGCCAUUGUUAAGCUAUAAUAGCUAAUAAAUCUAAAUGUUCAAUUAACAAAAACUUGAAUGCUUGUGUUGUUGAAUAAGAACGAUGCAGUCAAUAUUAACCAUAGGACUGCUAUUAUGCAAGUAUUGAUGGUAUUUGUAAAACAAAUGGAACACUUUGUUAUAAAUAAUUUUAUAGUUGCAGCAAUUGGAGCAGCGAAAAUGAUGCAGGAUGUAAGAUUAAUCGAGAAUUUUGUAAAUAUCCUUCAGACGGUGUGGGAAUAAAGGCUUGUGAAAAUAGAUCUUGUGAAGAAAAAGUAGGUGUAAAUUUGACUGAAGAAAUAUGUUAUUAGUUUGAUCAAACAUGCACUGUUAAUAAAGAUAAAACUAAAUGCAUUCUUAUUUAAAGUAAUUGUGGUACAUACAAAGAAGAAAACUUAUGUAUAAAAUCAACAUAGAGUAAUUGCAUUUGGUAAGUAGAUGAUACAAGUGAAUGUGUUGGUAUCACAAACUUAACUGAGGCAAUUAAGAAUUGUUCAUACAAAAAAGGAGUGGGAUUAACAUAUAAUGAUUGCUAAGCCUUUAGUCCUUUUUGUAGCAUCAAUAGAGCAUAGGAUGAAUGUGUUGCUAAAUAAUAAUGCGGGGGAUAUAGCCUUUCACAUUGCUAUAGAAGUAGUGAAAUAGAAUUUUGCAUCCAGACCAAAGUAGAAGAUGCAGAAUCUGAAUGUGCUUCUCCUGCUAAUAAAAGCUGUGAAUAGAUUUUUCUUGGAUAAAGCACUGUUUAUACUUUAGAGAAAUGCAGUUAAAUUAAUUAAAGUUGUACAAAUUAGGGAACUUCCGGUUGUACUCUGAAGACUUGCUAGAAUGCAGUUGGACCUUUCACUCAUGAAUCAUGUGUAGCAUGGAAGAGUACAUGCACUGUAAAAUAAUCAAAAGACGGAUGCUAAGAAAUGAAACAAAAAUGUCUUGAUUAAGAGUCCAACAAUUGUUUAAUAACACUUUUUGAUGGAAUAUGUGUACAGGAUAUCAAAUAAAAUCUAUGUGUUAAAAAGAGUUGUUAUUCUUCUGAUGAUACUUUGACUAGCGAUGCAUAAUGCGAAUAAUAUAUGUCAACAUGUACUGUAGCUUAAGUUGGUGGAUGUAUACCUAGAAGUACUUGUGAUGCAUACAUAACAGAAUUAUAAUGCAUUGUAGAUAAUUAAGAUAGAAUUUGUUUUUGGAAUCCUUCAAUUUAAAAAUGUGUUCUAUUUGAAUGCAAAUCAAUUGAAAAAACAGAUAAAUAUGAUACACAUGAAGAAUGUUAUCAAUUAAAUAAUAUACAAGAUCCCAAAAAAUAAAAUAAGUUCUAAAGAUGUACAGUUAAUCUUAUUCAAGAUGCUAAUGAUAAAACAAUAUUAAAUCCCAGUGGAUGUAUGAAUUUAUUAGGAUGUCAUGAAUAUAAAUAUAAAGAACAAUGUUUUAUAGAUUCAAGUGGUUCUUAUUGUAAGUGGAACACCGAUAAUCCUGAGAAUGAAUUCUGUGAAUAAACUACUUGUUUGUCUGCUGAUCCAAAUUCAUAUUCAACACAUUAAGCUUGUACAGAAUAUUAAUUAAAUGUCAAUACUAAAUAUUAAGAUAAAUGUACUGUUGCUGUUAUAGAGUUAGCACCAGGAGUACUUUAGGCUUAAGGUUGUCGAUAUAGAGCUGAUUGUGAAGAGUAUAAGAUUGAAGAUUAAUGCAGAUAUAGUUCAUCAGGAUUAGAAUGUAAAUGGGAUACAAUUGAUUAAGCUUGUUUUACAAGAUUAUGCAGUAAAGCACCAAAAACAAUUACAACUCAUGAACGUUGUAGUGAUUUUCUAUCAAGUUGUACUCUCAGUUCAAAUUUAAUUGGAUGUAUGGAUCUCACACCAAAAUGUGAAGAUUACUAAGUCAAAUCAUAAUGUACUAAGAGUGUAUAUGGUAACUUAUGUUAUUGGAAUGGCAUUUAAUGUGUAACAAGAUUAUGCAGUAAUACACCAGAAGAUUUGAAUGAAGAGUGUUCAAGCUAUUUAGACACUUGUGAAAAUAGUGGAAACCUAAGAUGUGUAACAGUAGAUUGUCAAUAAUAUUCAUUUGUUACUGAUUUAGCUUGUAAAUAAGCUGGUUUAGGUGGAAAAUGUACUACAGAUGGAAUUAGAUGUGUUUUAAGAAAGUCUUGUGAAGAAGCAAGAACAUAAGAUGCUUGUAGAGUAAAUGAUUUAGGAUAAUAAUGUAUUUGGAAUCCACCUACAGCUACAAGUGAUGGUUAUUGUGAAAUUAGUAUUUGUGAACUUGCAUCUUAGGUAGAUUUUGUAAGUGAAUUAUAAUGCAAAUCAUAUCAUUCUGGAUGCACUUUAAAAAAAACAGGUGGUUGCAAAUAAAUUUAAGAUUGUAAUUCUUUUGAAACAGAAGCCAGCUGUAAAAUUUCUAAGGAUGGUAAAGUAUGUGUUUGGGAAAAGGAUAAGGGUUGCAGGAGUAAUGAUUGUAAUGAUUUAACAGGUACAGAUCAUUUCAAAUGUAAAUCUUAAAAUAAAAUAUGCACUACUUCCAAAACUGGAAAAUGUGUCAAUAUGUCAGCAUCAUGUGCUGAAUAUUAAAUUGAAGGAUCUUGUGUUGAAACAUCUGAUGGAUUUCCAUGUUUAUGGGUUAAAGCUUUACAAAAUACAAAUAAUCCUUUAGGAUAAUGCAUUUAAUAUCUUAAAUGUGAAGAUAUCCCUUUAACAACUGAUGCAGAAUGUAAAAGUGUAUUUCCAAAUUGUACAUCAAAUGGAUAAACAUGUACACCCAUUAAAAAAUGUGAAAAUCUUAAUUCUACUAAUUGUAAAAAAGGUUCUGAUGGAUAAUGUAUGUUGGCUCUAAAAGAAGCCACAUCCACUACAAAAACAUGUAUGUUAUUCAAAUAAUGCAGUGAUGCUCUCUAUAAAACUCAUUCAGAAUGUUAAGGAGUAAGUUCAAAUUGCACUACUAGUGGAACUUAAUGUAUGGAAUUGAAGCAAAAUUGUUCAGAUUAUUCUGAUAGAUCAUAAUGUUACAUUACAAAAGCUUAAUCCAAUAAUUCAUCAACUAAUACUGGUAUUUGUGUUUGGGAUGGAGUUUGUAGAAAUUAAACAUGUCCAGAUAUUAGUGGAACAACUCAUAAUUACUGUAAUUCUAAAAUGAAUACUUGUACUUCUGAUGGUACUAAAUGCAUGACAAUUCAAACAUGUGCAUCAUACAAUACUAAUGCAAAAUGUAAUUAUGGUUAUGAGAAAAGCGGUACAGAAUUUAAUCCAUGCUAUUGGACUGAUGUAUCUAAAGAUUCUGGAUCUUAUUGUAGAGUUAAAACUUGUGCUGAUAUUCUUCCAGCAUCUUCCUUCUUUUGUGCAUAAAUUAGUACAUGUGUUUAUGAUGCAACUAAAUAAAGUUGUAUUAUUAAAUAAAGCUCUUGUGGUUCCUAUCAAGAUUAAAAUGCUUGUAAUUCAGGAGCUUUAAACUCUAAAAAUUGUUAUUGGACGAAUAAUAGUUGUUCAGAAGUAACUGGAUGUUAAAUUAUCUCUGAUUAAGCUAAGUGUUUAUCACUUAAAGGAUGCAGCUAUAUUACUUAAAAUGGUACUUCUUAAUGUCUUCCCUCAGAUUGUUAAAAAGUCUAUUAGUAGACUAACUCUUGUAAAUUCUAUGAGACAUUUUCUAAUACAUUAACAACUUGCAUAAUAUAGAAUGGAGAAUGCAAAUCAGUCCCUCCAUCUAAUUUGAAUGAAGAAAACUGUUUGGUUAAUUCAAAUUACACAUAUACAUGGAGUAGUUCAAAAAACACAUGUGUUAAUUGUAUUUGGGUGGAACCCCCUCCUUCAAAUGGAUCAAACUGUACAGAACCAGAAAAUUGUGAUGACUCAGCAUAAAAGAUAAGUAUAGGUUUGAUAUUUUUGGCAAUGAUAUUUGGAUGA
Messenger RNA from Paramecium primaurelia, 6798 nucleotides. Lineage: Eukaryota; Ciliophora; Oligohymenophorea; Peniculida; Parameciidae. The record is from the annotation of a GenBank genome assembly.